AUGAAGACGCGGGCACCGGGAGGACGGAGGGAAGAUGUUGGGUUGGGGAGAUGCCGAAGACCAAGGGGAUCGCCGACGAUCAGCAAGGGGAGAGGCGGGGAUCUAGGUCGAGACGAGGAGCGCCGGCAAGGCGUGGGGUUGGAAGCGCUGGCGGCGAGGCUCUACUCCUCUCUUGGCUGCGCUCAACGAAAUAAUGGAAUGAACGGAUGA
Molecule: messenger RNA, 210 nt
Organism: Linum trigynum
Lineage: Eukaryota; Viridiplantae; Streptophyta; Magnoliopsida; Malpighiales; Linaceae
Source: the annotation of a GenBank genome assembly